UCGAGAGACACGGCACCAAGAAGAUCCUUCAUGCGCUUUACAGGGAGAUCUUUUGAGUCUCUUCAGUCUCAGCAACUAUCAGAAGAAAAUGGGAGUAUUUGCCUUGGCAGCCCAGAAUGCCUGGGGAGUGUUUGCAUCGGAAAGGAGGCCUGGCUGGAAGUACCUGAUGCAGCUUUUUGCCAUUUGCUCUGCAGUUGGCUUCCUCUUAAGCGUUAUCCUCUUCCUUGGCAUCCACGUCUCCCUGGAGCAGCAGCCUCUCUUGCUGCUUUCUGGCCUUGUCUGGGUCUCAUUCUCCAUCGCGCUCUGCUUCUCCAAACACCUGCGCUGCUUCAGCGCCCUAUUCCUUCUCUCCUGCGGGCUGCGGGAAGGAAGGAACGCUCUCCUUACUGCUGGUACAGGUGUCAUGGUAGCUGGCAACAUCCAAAGUAUUUUCCACAACCUAAAGGUUCUGACAGACAGCAUAACCUGCCAUUUAGAGUAUGAGAAAUUUGACUUGAUAAAAUAUUACAUUGAGGCUGUAAAAUGGAUUUACGAGAAUGCCAAUCUUCCCACCGACCUACUUCCUGUGCCAGUAAAGCACGAAUUUACAUCAUCUUACUCAAUUUCAGAUGAUACACUGAAACAAGAGCUGAAUGACACAAAACAAGAAAUCCAGAGAGUUGCUAACCAGAUAUCUUUUAUGCUGAAUAUAUUGCCCUGUAUAGGCCAAAAAGUACUGCCUAUAGUGGGGAUACUUCUCGUUUGUUUUGGAACUGUGCUUUUCAUCAAACAUUUUGUGGGCUCUCAUAAUGCCAAGUUUAAGAAUACUUAUAUCACAAAACAGUUCAUCACAUUUGAUGAGCAUCAAAAGCAACAGCAAAGGCCAUGCGUUCUGCCACUUACCAAAAAAGAAAGAAAAAAUUAUGCAACAAUCCCAUCUUUCAGCUUCACAAGGAAGGAGAGAAAACAGAUGCAGCAUUUUUUUCUCCCUGUAGUUAUUCAUCUUUGCAUCUGGCUCCUGUUUGCUGCAGUAGAUUAUUUGUUUUAUUGGCUAAUUGUUUAUGUGAAUAAACAUCUCCAAGAAUUACCAGAUCUGGAGAUUCAACUCAGACUCUCUCAGCAAAAGAAUAGUCUUACCAUUGUCAUGAAUGAGCAUAUUGCCAAGAAUGAUCUUUUGAAGAUCUCUUUGUUUAAGAACAACUGCAUCCCUCAGCCAGAACUCCACCUCUCCACGACAUGGCUCCAACUCGGAAUAAUCAUCUUCUUCUUAAUCAUUUUUGGCUUAUUCUCUGGCCUUCUGACCCAACUCAAAAUACUUGUGUCAAAUUCAUUUUAUCCUGACAUGGAGAUGAAACGGAUACAAUAUUUACAUGCAAAAUUACUCAAGAAAAGAGCAAAGCUACAACAGAAAGCUGUCAAGAAUGUGUUUGCUAGAACGGUCAAUUUUUGGUUCCCAAUACUCAGGGCAAGAGAGGCAGUGAGGAAGAAAGAAAAGGCUGCAUUGAAUGACAACAUGGUGUGAAAGAGACCAAGCAAAUCUUCGGAUAAGGCUAGGUAUAUGCUUCUGUCGUCUGAAUGAAUAAAUACUUAAAACUUUCCAGUAGCAAGUGUCAGAAGUUGUUUUCCACCUGAAAAACUGAAAAACAUCAAGUCUGGGGCAAAGAUGACUCUGUCUCUGUGGAAGAUGACCAGGUGAGAGAGCACUUCAACGAACUGGACAUACUUAAGUCUGUGGAAUGUGAUAGGAUGCACCCAUGGGUGCUGAAGGAGCUGGCUGUCAUUGCGAGGCCAUUCCCAGUUGUCUUUGAAAGGUCAUGGUGGCUGGGAGAGAUUCUUGAACACUGGAAGGAAGCAAAUGUCACUGCAGUCUUAAAGAAGGGCAGGAAGGAGGAUCUGUGACAUAACUGGUUGUUCAGCCUCACCUCAGACCCUUGGAAGGUGAUGGACCCUGGAAUCCAUUUCAGGUCAGAAAGCUGAACUAGGACAUUGAGCAUAAUAAAAACGUUUUUACUUUGAGAGUGGUCAAACGGUGAGGUUAUGGAGCCUCCAGCCUUGGAGACACUCAAAACACAACUGGAACGGCCCUGAGCAACUCAGAGCAGUGGAGUCACAGUGCAUUAACCCUAGAAUGGCUGCCAGCCCCAGCCGCUCUGUGACUCCCUGCCUGUCACAGAAACCUCUGCAGAAAACAUAAGACAUCCGCUGCAGAAACUUGUUCUGAUUUGUGCAUGCUCUGUGCCAACACCAGCUUGCCAUCACACAAAUACUGCCAUAACAGCCAUCUUGGUGUCAUGCACUCAAGCAAACUAAGGUCCUGUGUGUGACUGCACACACACAUACCUGUGUGCUGAAGGGGAGCUGAACCACAGACAGAGGAAAUGUUUGCUCUUCCCUGCCUCCCUAUGGCUAGGGGACCAAGAAAAAUGGCAUAUUGUUUUUGAAUUCUAAAAAAAAUCCUCUUCAGGGCCUCAGAGACAUUAGGGUUCAUCCCACUGGCAUAACAGCUCCUGCCCUGAGGUAUAGUAUGAGGCCUACUCCUUCCAGGCCCAGUGGUGAAAACACCCACUGACUGAGGUCCACGUUGUGCAGCUGUAAGGGUGGGUCUGUCUCUCUCUAGGUGUUGCAGAGACAUACUCCUCAUUCUCUGUAGCCCUUACAAGGUUUGUUUUCUCCCAUUUGUUUCUGUCCUGUGAGCUGGAGAAGUCUGGGGUUUUGCUGAUCUUCAGCUGCCUCCUCUGCAUGUUGAUCAGUUCCUCCCAUUGCCUGUUUACUGUAGACCUCAACCACAUGAUUACAUAUUUUUAUUUCUUCUCCUUAAAAAAAAAAAAAAAGUAA
Molecule: messenger RNA, 2814 nt
Organism: Numida meleagris (helmeted guineafowl)
Lineage: Eukaryota; Metazoa; Chordata; Aves; Galliformes; Numididae
Gene: DCSTAMP
Product: dendrocyte expressed seven transmembrane protein
Exons: 4
Coding region: 89-1501 (470 amino acids)
Cellular component (GO): membrane
Source: RefSeq, a predicted model, not a curated record